This is a messenger RNA of Oldenlandia corymbosa var. corymbosa, 921 nucleotides long. NCBI's taxonomy places the organism in Eukaryota, Viridiplantae, Streptophyta, Magnoliopsida, Gentianales, Rubiaceae. The record is from the annotation of a GenBank genome assembly.
AUGACGCAGCAAAGGUUCAAAGCAUUGGAACAUCAGUUGGCAUCAUAUGCUACUAUGACAGCACGUUUGGAGCAAGCAUUACAUGCUGCAAGUCAGCAAAAUGCAGGUUUGGAUGCAGAUAAUUCUGGUUGCAAUGGAUUAACGCUUACGGAAGCGCAACAUAUGGUGACUGCAACAGGAAAUGAUGUCAUAAGGAAUAUGCACCUACUAAAUCAGUUUCAGCAACAAAAUACUGUAUCCCAAGUCCCUACAUUUCAUACGCAAUUCCAGGAAGGACCAGCUAUGAUACCACCGAUCAUUGGGCAAAAGAAUGUUCCCCGAAUUGAACAGGGUGCACAAGGAAAUCAAGGGAUUUUCCCACAAGAGCACAGGCUAAUGGUCGUCCCUAUGGAAACCCACCCCCCCGGUUGCAAAUCUCAACCGACAACAUGGACAGCAACCAAGGCCUCUUGGUCAAAGGGGUGGAGUUAUCGGGUAGAUCUUGGAAAUGAGUUUCGUCAAGAACAGGAUGCAACAAUAUAUGCCAAUCAGAAUGAAGCCAGAGAUCACCGUUUGUUUGUAUGGCAACACAUUGGUCCACCUGCUUCGCAAAGGACUGCUACAUCAAGAGUGGUGAAGACGCCGACGGUCAAUGAUGAAAGUUGGCACCAUGUCGUACAUCCGAAAUUCCCUAGUCAAACACCAACAGGGCCAAAGAUGACUAGAACUCAGAAACGUCGUUGGCAACGAGUACUGAAUAAGAGAAGUAGAGAAAACAGUGAAAAGGAAGAUAAAUCUGUUGCACCGAUGGGGAAUACUAAGGAAGAUAUGUCAUUAGUUGUUUUUGCAGGUGCCAUCAUCUUUGAGAGUUAUGGUUCCAGAAAAGCUCAAAGGUCAUCUUACUAUGCAAGAAGCGGCUUCAUUUAUAACGGAACCAUAUGA